Messenger RNA from Telopea speciosissima, 1870 nucleotides. RefSeq names its product molybdate-anion transporter-like. Bases 87 to 1475 code for a protein of 462 amino acids. Gene Ontology annotation, molecular function: molybdate ion transmembrane transporter activity. Gene Ontology annotation, biological process: molybdate ion transport. The record is from RefSeq and is a predicted model, not a curated record. The transcript has 8 exons. Gene Ontology annotation, cellular component: membrane. NCBI's taxonomy places the organism in Eukaryota, Viridiplantae, Streptophyta, Magnoliopsida, Proteales, Proteaceae.
UUCUCUCAUUAUUCAGUUUUCCUUUUUGCCACUCUCUCCCUCGCUCGCUCGCUCGCUCGCUCGCGAGCAGAUCCGACUCUGCAGAGAUGGAGGUGUUUUACUACCUUGUUUUCGGUGCCCUCGCGAUGAUUGUCGGGGCCCUCGAGUUCAGCAAGAACAACAAAGAUCGCAUCAGUACCUCUUCUGCUUUUAAUUCAUUUAAGAACAAUUACCUCGUUGUCUACUCCCUGAUGAUGGCUGGGGAUUGGCUGCAGGGUCCUUAUGUCUACUACCUCUACAGUACAUAUGGCUUUGGGAAGGGGGAGAUUGGACGGCUCUUUAUUGCUGGUUUUGGAUCCUCGAUGUUGUUUGGCACUAUUGUUGGAUCUUUGGCGGAUAAACAGGGCCGUAAGAGGGCAUGUGUUACCUACUGCAUUACUUACAUCCUGAGUUGCAUCACCAAGCAUUCUCCUGAUUAUAAAAUUCUCAUGGUGGGCCGUGUAUUAGGUGGAAUCGCCACUUCUCUUCUGUUUUCAGCUUUUGAAUCAUGGCUUGUUGCAGAACACAAUAAGAGGGGCUUUGAGCAACAGUGGCUGUCCUUGACAUUCUCUAAGGCAAUAUUUCUUGGUAAUGGUCUCAUUGCUAUUAUCGCUGGAUUGCUUGGCAAUGUACUCGCUGACACUUUUGAAUUUGGGCCGGUUGCUCCUUUUGAUGCUGCGGCAUGCUUUCUUGCAAUUGGGAUGGCCAUUAUAUUGUCAACCUGGAGUGAGAACUUUGGGGAUCCUUCAGAGAGCAAGGAUUUGCUUUCCCAGUUCAAGGGUGCUGCUGUAGCCAUUGCUUCUGAUGAGAAGAUUGCGUUGCUGGGUGCUAUACAAUCACUGUUUGAAGGUUCCAUGUAUACCUUUGUGUUUCUAUGGACUCCCGCAUUGAGCCCAAAUGAUGAGGAGAUACCUCAUGGUUUCAUUUUUGCAACAUUUAUGUUGGCUUCAAUGUUGGGAAGCUCCAUCGCAUCUCAGCUCAUGGCCCGACCAUCCCUCAAAGUUGAGAGCUACAUGCAGAUUGUUUUUAUGAUUUCAGCCUCCACCUUCCUGAUUCCUGUACUUGCAAAUUUCUUUGUACCUCCCUCUACGGUGAAAGGUGGAAGCAUAUCAUUUGCAGGUUGCAUUCUUCUCUUUGGCUUCUGUACCUUUGAGUCUUGUGUGGGGAUAUUCUGGCCGUCAAUCAUGAAAAUGAGGUCCCAAUAUAUUCCAGAGGAGGCUCGAAGCACCAUCAUGAACUUCUUCCGCAUUCCUCUUAACAUUUUUGUGUGCAUUGUGUUGUACAACGUUAAUGCAUUUCCUAUCACCGUCAUGUUUGGCAUGUGCUCGAUAUUCCUCUUCAUGGCGGCAGUUUUACAGAGGAGGCUCAUGGUAGUUGCAGAGAGCCACAAGCCUAAAUCACAAGAUUGGGCUUCAAUGAAGGACAAGGACAUGGAGUCAGAGCCAUUAAAAAUCUGAUUGCAAGUAAGAAGACGAAAGCGUUGGAAACAUGGGGGAAGGUUAAGGGAAACCAGCUUUUCCAGCCGUAAUGAUGUUGCCUUCGUGGAAAUUAUAGAAAUAAGGAAGUGAGGAAGUUAUAGGAUAUUGCUAUAUUGAUUGAGGAUGGAUGGAUGGAUGGAUAAUUUUUUUUUUCCCUUUCAAGCCAGUGAUGGUCUGCUGACGAAGAUCUAAACUAAAAAGAAGUAUAGCCAUUUCUGCAGGACAGAGUGGGGGCAGGAUUAGAUUUGUUUCGGGAUUGCUACUUCUGCAGUGACUGUCACUUGUCACCUUAGUAGUAUCAGUAUAUCUCAGUUGUAGAAGCUAGAUAUUCCAUUUUGUAAUGUUGUCUCUUAUCUAGUUUUGGAUAAGGGGUU